AUGUUCUACCUCUGUUUAACAUACCUUCGGAUGAUUUUAUUGCUUUUAUUACUCAUCCACCUGAUCCAAUACACAGAAGCCAAGAGGCGGAUAAGAUGGGAUUGUUUCGACUGCCAGAUGGAUGGUUCUUUUUCUGAUCAAAUAGAAUGCAGAGUCGGAGGAAGCAGACAUUCCCUUUUAAAUGUGGAACUAAAUCUGCUGUCGGAACUUGAGCAAAUUAAGGUUUAUAUCAAUAUUUCGACCAAGUUCAAAUCAACAAUUACGUUUCGAAAGUUCUUCGACAUUAAUUUCAACGGAUGUCGCGUGAUAUCGGACAUGGUUCAAGGCACCAUGGUAUCGAAUAUGUUCAAUGCAGUCGUCAAAUCGAGCAAUCAACCUCGGAAAUGCCCCAUUCAAAAGGUUAAUUUCGUUUUUCACAACAUCAGCAUUGAAGACGCUUUACCCAUGUUUGUGCCCACCGCACAGCUCUUCAUCCAAGUAAACUUUUACUCUCGACGGCAGUUGUACUUAAAUGUUAGUGUAAUGGGAGAAAUACUUGAAAAAUAA
Messenger RNA from Drosophila ficusphila, 546 nucleotides. RefSeq lists its product as uncharacterized. The transcript is spliced from 3 exons. The coding region runs from base 1 to 546 and encodes 181 amino acids. NCBI's taxonomy places the organism in Eukaryota, Metazoa, Arthropoda, Insecta, Diptera, Drosophilidae. The record is from RefSeq and is a predicted model, not a curated record.